Molecule: messenger RNA, 1838 nt
Organism: Acipenser ruthenus (sterlet)
Lineage: Eukaryota; Metazoa; Chordata; Actinopteri; Acipenseriformes; Acipenseridae
Gene: otc
Product: ornithine transcarbamylase
Exons: 10
Coding region: 236-1300 (354 amino acids)
Biological process (GO): L-citrulline biosynthetic process
Cellular component (GO): mitochondrion
Molecular function (GO): ornithine carbamoyltransferase activity; amino acid binding
Source: RefSeq, a predicted model, not a curated record
GGAGUUUCCGUGGGCGUGUCCGAUCUAAUCCUAUAUUUAAGUAUAUUUGACGCUGUUAGCCACGCCCCAGAUUUGUACAGAUGGUUAGCUGUCUUUUAAAAAGUUCAAUACGUUGUGUCAGACAAAAAUAGCAAAGUUUUCAAAACUGAAAAGCAAAUAAGCUAACAGAGCGAGUACUAUAUUCAUCCAGAGACGGGAUUAAGGACCAACAAAAAGAGCUUCCACGUGCGACAAAAUGAUGUUAUGUUUUAGUGUUAGGAAUAUUGUUACAAGCGCCAUAAAAUCUUGCAAUUACCAUGCGAGAAAUUUUCGAGGAGGACAGUCUACAUUCAGUGCUGUCCAGCUGAAAGGUCGUAGCUUUCUGACUCUAAAAGAUUUUAACUCAGAGGAAAUCAAGCACCUCCUAUGGACAGCAGCGGACCUGAAGCACAGAUUAAAAAACAAAGGACAGUUUCUUCCCUUGCUUCAGGGCAAGUCCAUUGCCAUGAUUUUUGAAAAGAGGAGCACCAGGACAAGAAUAUCCACAGAGACAGGCUUUGCGCUGCUGGGAGGGCACCCCUGCUUCCUCACCACACAAGACAUUCAUCUGGGAACCAACGAGAGUACCGCUGACACAGCAAGAGUGCUGUCUGGACUGACUGACCUGAUCCUAGCCCGGGUUUACAGCCAGUCCACGAUCGAGGAGCUGGCCAAAGAGGCUUCUAUCCCGGUAAUCAAUGGCCUGUCAGACAUGUACCACCCCAUCCAGAUCCUAGCAGACUUCCUCACCCUUCAGGAGCACUAUGGGUAUUUAAAUGGAUUGACGGCGUCAUGGAUUGGAGACGGUAACAACGUGUUACACUCUUUUAUGAUGGCGGCUGCGAAACUUGGUGUCCAUCUUAGAAUUGCUACUCCAAGGGGAUAUGAGCCUGAUGCUAGUGUAAUCAGAGAAGCUGAGAAAUUGUCAAAAGAGAGUGGUACCAAAUUGUUCCUUACAAACAAUCCUCUGGAAGCGGCUCGUGGGAGCAAUGUGUUGGUGACUGACACCUGGAUAAGUAUGGGCCAAGAGGAGGAGAAGAAACAGAAACUGAAGGAUUUCCAUGGUUACCAAAUUACCAUGCAGACUGGAAAGGUGGCUGCCCCGGACUGGACAUUCUUGCACUGCCUGCCCCGCAAACAGGAGGAAGUGGAUGACGAGGUCUUCUACUCCCAGCGCUCUCUGGUCUUCCCAGAGGCAGAGAACAGGAAGUGGACGAUCAUGGGCCUGAUGGUCUCCCUGCUAACUGAGUACACACCUCAGACACCGAAGCCCAGGUUCUAAUCCAUGGAGAAGAGAGAACAAUAGCUCUUUACAACAGAAUCUUCUGGAUGAUGUGUUCCAAAGCAUCAUAGCCUUUACCUUGUGAUUUAAAGUAAUUGUAGCUAACAAUAUAAUUACAGAAAUCUUAGCAAUUUUACAUUUGCAUUAGCUACAUGGGUCUCAGAUGUGCAGUUUUAAAAGAAACAUGUGUUAUUUGAAUUUUAAAACAGGAUAUCUUGUACUACUUGAGGUCAAAGGAAGCUCUGUUUCUAUGCCUUAUUCUUGGGUUAUCUUAUUCUCCCUGGGUCAUUUCACUGACUGAAAGCAUGUUAGUCAAUAGGGGAAGCAGCUGAUUGGUUAUUGGAAGGAAAGGGGUGGAGACAAUUUCGCUCUCCAGGUGAAAUGACCCAGGAAGCAUAAGACAGUCAGAAAGCAUGGCUUCCAAACAGGUUUUCUUUAACUAGUGUAGUACAUUUGAGACCUAUAAGAUGAAUCUAUGUGCAUGGCAGAUGCAUUUUAGUUUUUUUUUUUUUUUUUUUUUUUAACCCUUUUUUUAAAA